Messenger RNA from Acanthosepion pharaonis, 1980 nucleotides. Lineage: Eukaryota; Metazoa; Mollusca; Cephalopoda; Sepiida; Sepiidae. The record is from the annotation of a GenBank genome assembly.
AUGCGGACCGCCAAAGAAUUCAUGCGACUCAUAAAAGAAUUCAUGCGACUCGCCAAAAGAGUUCAUGCGGCCCGCCAAAGAAUUCAUGGAACUCGCCAAAAGAGUUCAUGCAGCCCGCCAAAAAGAAUUCAUGCGGCCCGCCAAAAGAAUUCGACUCGCCAAAAAGACAUGCAGCUCGCCGAAAAAAAUUCAUGCGGGCUCGCCAAAGAAUUCAUGCGACUCGCCAAAGAAUUCAUGCGGUUCGCCAAAAGAAUUCAUGCGACUCGCCAAAAGAAUUCAUGCGACCCGCCAAAAAGAAUUCAUGCGACUCGCCAAAAAAGAGUUCAUGCGGCCCGCCAAAAAAAUUCAUGCGACUCGCCAAAAAAAUUCAUGCGACUCGCCAAAAGAAUUCAUGCGACUCGCCAAAAGAAUUCACUCGCCAAAUCGCCCCCGCAGUUCAUGCGGCUCGCCGAAAAGAUUUCAUGCGACUUGCCAAAAAGAAUUCAUACGAAAAAGAGUUCAUGCGACUCGCCAAAAGAAUUCAUGCUCGCCAAAAGUUCAUGCGGCCCGCCAAAAGAAUUCAUGCGGCUCGCCAAAAGAAUUCAUGCGACUCGGCAAAGAGUUCAUGGCCCUGCCAAAAGAAUUCAUGCGACUCGCCAAAAGAAUUCAUGCGGCCCGCCAAAAAAAAGAAUUCAUGCGACUCGCCAAAAACUCGCCAAAAAGAAUUCAUGCGACUCGCCAAAAGAAUUCAUGCGGCUCCGCCAAAGAAUUCAUGACCUGCCAAAGUUCAUGCGGCCCGCCAAAAGAAUUCAUGCGGCUCCGCCAAAAGAGUUCAUGCGGCCCGCCAAAAGAAUUCAUGUGCGACUCGGGUUAAAGAAUUCAUGCGACUCGCCAAAAAGAAUUAAGGCGACGCACCAAAAGAGUUCAUGCGGCCCGCCAAAAAGAAUCUUCAUGCGACCUUUUAAAGAGUUCAUGCGGCCCGCCAAAAGAAUUCAUGCGACUGCCAAAAGAGUACAUGCGGCUCGCCAAUUCAUGCGACUCGCUGCAAAAGAAUUCAUGCGACUCGCCUGCCAAAGAAUUGAUGCGGCUCGCCAAAGAGUUCAUGCGACUCGCCAAAAGAAUUAUGCGGGUCGCCAAAAGAAUUCAUGCGAAUCGCCAAAAGUUCUGCAGCCCGCCAAAGAAUUCAUGCGACUCGCCAAAAAGAGUUCAUGCGACUCGCAAAAAUUCAACGACUCUCACAAAGACAUACGACUCGAAAGAGUUCAUGCGGCUCGCCCAAAGAAUUCAUGCGACUCGCCAAAAGAGUUCAUACGGCCCGCCAAAAGAAUUCAUGCGACUCAUAAAGCCAAAAUAAUUCAUGCGACUCGCCAAAAUUCAUGCGGCCCGCCAAAAAAUUCAUGCGACUCGCCAAAAAAUUCAUACGCCAAAAAAGAGUUCAUGCGACUCACAAAAGGCCCGACUCGCCAAAAAAUUCAUGCGACUCGCCAAAAAAGAAUUCAUGCGACUCGACCUUCGCUGACCCGCCAAAGAGUUCAUGUGGCCCGCCAAAAGAAUUCGCCAAAGAGUUCACUCGCCAAAGAGUUCAUGCGGCCCGCCAAAGAAUUCAUGCGACCCGCCAAAAGAAUUCAUGCGACUCGCCAAAAGAAUUCAUGUGGCCUGCCAAAAGAAUUCAUGCGACUCGCUGAAAGAAAUUGCGCGACUCACAAAGAAUCUAUGACUCGCCAAAAAGAGUUCAUGGACUCGCCAAAAGAAUUCAUGCGACCCGCCAAAGAAUUCAUGCGACCCGCCAAAAGAAUCUGGCGCGGCCCGCCAAAAGAAUUCAUGCGGCCCGCCAAAAGAAUUCAUGCGACUCGCCAAAAGAGUUCAUGCGACUGGCCAAAAGAAUUCAUGCGACGCGACAAAAAGAGUUCAUGCGGCUCGCCAAAAGAGUUCAUGCGACUCGCCAAAAGAAUUCAUGCGACUCGCCAAAAGAGUUCAUGCGGCCCGCCAAAAGAUUCAUGA